AUUUAGUUUCGUUUCAGCAGUCGAAGCUUGCUACAAGUUUAUUAUAGACAAUUAUGUGGAAGAAGGUUACUAUAGUGUUGCUAAUCGCGUGCAUUUUAUUGCAGGUGACAGCAUCGCCCAGAAGAUCGCGGCAUAGUGAUGAAAGCUCCAACUCGUCAUCAUCAUCAGUAUCUUCAGCAUCGUCAGAAUCGUCAGCAUCCUCAGAAGAGUCGUACAGGCACAAGCGAUCCGCAGGUGAGGACAGUUCAUCCGCAUCGUCAGAAUCAUCUGAAUCAUCAGCUUCCUCAGAAGAGUCCCAUAGACACAAGCGAUCCGCAGGUGAUGACAGUUCAUCAACAUCGUCUGAAUCAUCUGAAUCAUCAGCUUCCUCCGAAGAGUCCCACAGGCACAAGCGAUCCACAGGUGAUGACAGUUCAUCAGCUUCAUCAGCUUCAUCAGCAUCGUCAGCAUCCUCCGAGGAGUCCCACAGACACAAGCGAUCCUCAAACAAUAACAGCAGCUCCAGCUCUAGCUCUAGCUCCAGCUCUAGUUCUAGUGAAUCUGUUGAAGAUCACAAAGCGGAUUUUGAAAAAUUGUUCAACGAAUUUGCGAAUAAAUACUACGAUUUCGUGAAAAACAUAAAUGACAAACGAAAGUCGGUGGCCAAGAAGUUUAGUGAAAACAAAUUAAUUUCAAGAGUUAAAGUUGGUGCUGUAGACGAACUUAAAGAGAAACUAUCACAAACUAUUGGCAAUGACGCUGCAUUUAUAAAUAUUAAGAACUCAGAGGAUGCAGAUUUGAUUUCGCGUUAUUUCAAAAAUAGCAUUGUAGCGAUCACCGAACUGAUCGAGUUGAUAGUGAAAUAUAAUUAUGAUAAUUUGAAAGAACCCAGUGCUGAAGAGGUGCUUAUACAGGAUGUGCUCGAGCGCUCCGAUGCUUAUAAAUUGCUCGAAGAAAUACAUAAACGUUUUGAAGAUUUCUACAAAUCGUUUGGCAAAAAGGUACGCGAUUAUGUGAAACAUUUAACAAAGGCGCAGAAAAGUAAUGAAACUAAAAUCGUCAAUUGGUAUGAUGACUUCAAGGCCGCAGAUGGUUUCGGAAACAAAGUUAUCAAACUGUCCGACUUCUUCUCAAUCAACGUACCGAAUUAGUGAAAUAUUAAUUACGUAUAUAGAAAUAAAUUGUAAAUAAAUUGAAUUCAAGAAUUUAUUGAAAUGGCAAA
This is a messenger RNA of Zeugodacus cucurbitae (melon fly), 1201 nucleotides long. Its product is annotated as osteocalcin 2. The transcript has 2 exons. The record is from RefSeq and is a predicted model, not a curated record. Bases 54 to 1130 code for a protein of 358 amino acids. NCBI's taxonomy places the organism in Eukaryota, Metazoa, Arthropoda, Insecta, Diptera, Tephritidae.